CAGCGGUCUGGCAGCGCCAUCUAAAUAACAACAAAAAUACAGAACUAACAGAUAAGAUUGAAAAUUAAACAUUUUUAAAAUGUUUAUGUUUCGAAACUGUGCUGUUCUCCUGGUGAUUGGUUCGAUAUGCUGUUUUAUAUAUGGCAUCAUUAACCUGUACGUAGAUGUAGAGGCGAAUGCCUGUCGCAUGACCUAUAUGUUUGGGCAGCCGAUGUUCUCACGUGUCCGGAUAAAAAACGGCGAGCUGUUUCCCAAUUACAGACUUUUCUACUACUACGAGGGACUAGGGGAUCCGGUGGACCCACUUACGAGACGCAUGACCGGAGCUCCGGUUAUAUUUGUGCCCGGAAAUAGUGGCUCCUACAAACAAGUUAGAUCGUUAGCCUCCGUUGCCCUACGCAAGGCUUUGUCUAACGACGCCGGCAUUCAUUUAGACUACUACACCAUCGACUACGACGAGGAGCUGUCCGCUCUCUAUGGCGGCUACUUGCAUCAUCAGCAGCGUUACCUUAAGUUAUGCAUCCGCACAAUCCUGUCCCUCUAUAAAGGGCGCAGCGAGCAGCCGUCCAUUGUGCUCAUCGGCCACUCAAUGGGUGGUAAGCUGGCGCAGUCUGUACUCACAGACCUAAGCAUUGGGCAGCACAUAAAUACGAUUAUUAGCAUUUCCACGCCCCUGGACCAGCCCGUGGUCAAUUUGGAUGCUCAACUAAACGCUUUUUACGCACAGACAGAUGAUGCCCUCAGCAAGACUCGCACAGCUACUCUACCAACGACUCGGACCAAUGUCUGCAAUAGCUUGCACCAAAAACCGCCAAGUGUCCAAAACAUGGCUCUACGAGAGACAUCGGCAAAGCUGGACAACGUUUUGCUCAUUUCGACGGGUGGGGGUAAUCGCGAUCUCCUCGUGCGUCCAGGCCUGACAGCCUCCAAGUUUAAUGAUCUUCACGCCAUGACCUCAGCGAUACCCCGUGUGAGUCUGAGCUGCGAUCAUCUGUCCGCUGUGUGGUGCUUGCAGUUCGUUCAGUCCAUCAAUAGUUUCCUCUUCAGCAUUGCCCACGUGCGAGCCGAUCGAUCAGUGGUCUUUGGCAUAGAAAAACAACGCAACCUGCAGGCGGCCCUGUCGCACUUUGUGAAGCCCACAACGCGCCCGCAGAACACUAUGAGCUUUUCCGUAGCCAACAACUGGAACGAGGAGCGAAGACUAGUCAUUAAUAAGUACUUCGCCAAUGGUCUAAAGACUUCCUACUUUGAGCUGAUUGGACUGAAGCGCCACAAUCGCUACAAAAACCUGGCCAUUGAGGCGCUGAAUGUGGGCGAGAGCGAUUGGCUAUUCGGCUGCACUGCCCAGGUCCACAACGAGACGGGGGAAACUUACUGCGAAAAGGCUACACCGCUCAUCCAUCUAGUUCAGCGGCUGCCGAACAGAGAGCGAGAGCCGCGAAGCAUUGCCGUACUAAAUCUCCACAACCUGCGCAAUACCUACUUGGAGUGGACACAUGUGCUAGUACGCCUACCAGCGGGCAGCGGCCACCUUGGCUACAAUCUAGACAUCUACGAUCCCCGGGAGCGACACGUGGACAUCCGCCUUCCUCGUUGGUACUCCUUUGCCAGGCAACUAGCCGUCAAUGAAACGCUGCAGGGCACCCUCCACUACAGGCUGCGUAUCAGCGACCUCUUCGAUCCGUACCAGAGUCUGAGGGUGAUAAUUGAGCCCCUGCAGUGCCUCAAUCCACAGUAUCGCGUCACGGCCAGACUAUGUGUUCCUUGGGCGGCAGGCUUUGAACGCUUUCAAACGUUGACUUCUCCAGGCGAAAAGCCUCAGCUUUAUGCGAACGUUCCCACCCUGCUUCCCAGACACUAUAAUACGUCUCUGAAUCCAGUCACAAUAGACUUGUACCUGGACCCCAUCUGUCGCUAUCGCAUCAGCUAUGAGUAUGGCUACUCCUCAGCGCUGUCCCGACUGGUCCUGGAGUUUUACGGCUGGCUACCGGCCCACCUGGCAUGUGUGCUGCUUAUCGUUCUGCGUAAGCAGGUUUCAACCUUCCAAGAAGUAGGCAGCUUCAGGAGCCUAAAGCCCUACACCGGCUACCUGCAGUACACGUCACUAUACGUGGUCACAGCCUGUCGCCUGCUGAAGAAGCUGAUACUGAGUAGCCGCGUGCUGCCCGCUCCGGAGCCCUUGGACUACAGCAUCAACGUGUCAAUUGUGAUCCACUGCGCAGCGAUUGCGCUCUCUUUGGUGGCAGCCCUGGCCACGUGGCUGGCCCUAUCCCUCUACGGGAACGCAUUCUAUCGCUUGGCCCUGCGUCUGACGCGCCAUUCGCAGGCCAGCUCCAACAUACUGAUCUCCAUAAUGACUAAUCUGCCCAUUACGUACGGCAUCCUAACCAUCGCGACGGCCAUAGGUACCUGCAGUGGUGUGGGUCUGCUGCUGGCUUUUGUUUUUUACUUUCUUAUGUUGUCGAAUGCCUAUAAGGAUUACCUGGAGGACUUCCUCUGGCAGAAAGCGGCCAAUUUGGUUCGGGGUACGAUGGGUGAACCGGCUGCUCCAGCAGCAAGAUCUCAGGAAACUAGCGAUAUGCUGUCGGGCAUAGAUAAUAGCCAGUCGGACGAGGACAAGCAACAGCAGCAGGAGGAGGAAGAGGAAGCAGAAAAGAACACGGAACAGAAGGGAAAUGAUCCAGAGCCCUGUGUGGGCCUGCAAAACUUUCCCUUUCACGUAACCCUAUUGUUGAUGCUGCUCAUGCAGCUUCUGCUCAAUGCACCAAGCACAUUGGCCUGGGUCCGAACUCGACGCCAUGGCAUCGACCUGCCCGAUCCGAGUUUGCAGCCCAGCGUCGUGAUCUUGGUAUCCCUAAGUUUAUUGCUGCAGUUUCGGGCGCCCCAGAAAUGCUCUGGCUAUUGGAUGAUUUCCAUUGUUCUGUACGUGCUCUCGGGAAUUGUUCUGUUGUACUGUCAGGCAGCCAUCUACAGGCUGAACUUUGUGUUUGCCGGUGCUUUCGCCUUGCUCUCCGCCCACCAAGGCCUCUGGAUUCUGUGGCGUCGCCUGGCCUGAACAGGUUUAAGCGCGUGUGUUAAUUUGUUAUUUGUUUGUCCAUUAGCUAAUACAGCUAUUAAGUUAGAGCGGCCAAUGGCAAUACCCGCGUCGAAGUGUGCAAUUCAGGCUUACAUAAACACGGCAAACGACCAUUGCAAUUCAAAUUAAGCCGAUAUUGGUCCUAGCGGGAAGUCCAAACUAGUCAAACGCACAUUGCACAUUGUACAUUGCUUUAAAUAAUUGUUUUUUACGCUUGCUGCCGGCGUUUAUGGUAAGCGAUAUCAGGUAUCAGCUGGUAGGCAUGCCAAUUACCAUUUACGUGAAAUGUGUGAAAAUUCCCAUAAACAAGGCCACACUGUACUGCCAUACACGGGUUUUAAUUCAGUUCAGACCAAAAACCAAUAUUUUUAUAUUUUAAUUCCAUCCAAAAUUGUUUAUUUUUUUACUUUCCAUUUCCCAGCCGAUGCUUAAGAUAUUCGCAAAUAAAUGUUAGGCUCAACUAAAUACUCUAGCUCUAGUCUAUAUAUAUGUAUGUACAUAUGUAUAUAUUUUGCCGUUUUUUUUUGUUCAAAACAUUACCCCUUUACCAUGAUG
This is a messenger RNA of Drosophila obscura, 3631 nucleotides long. RefSeq names its product GPI inositol-deacylase. NCBI's taxonomy places the organism in Eukaryota, Metazoa, Arthropoda, Insecta, Diptera, Drosophilidae. Gene Ontology annotation, biological process: GPI anchor metabolic process; endoplasmic reticulum to Golgi vesicle-mediated transport. The record is from RefSeq and is a predicted model, not a curated record. The transcript is spliced from 10 exons. Gene Ontology annotation, cellular component: endoplasmic reticulum. Gene Ontology annotation, molecular function: phosphatidylinositol deacylase activity. The coding region runs from base 80 to 3055 and encodes 991 amino acids.